Messenger RNA from Neodiprion virginianus, 456 nucleotides. RefSeq lists its product as uncharacterized. The coding region runs from base 1 to 456 and encodes 151 amino acids. The record is from RefSeq and is a predicted model, not a curated record. The transcript is spliced from 2 exons. Gene Ontology annotation, biological process: DNA integration. Gene Ontology annotation, molecular function: nucleic acid binding. Lineage: Eukaryota; Metazoa; Arthropoda; Insecta; Hymenoptera; Diprionidae.
AUGUCAGCUAUAAAACCCGUUCACCUCGAGCUCGUGACGGACUAUAGCGCCAACGGAUUCCUCAAGGCCUUCCGACGUUUCACGUCUCGACGCGGCAUCUGCAGGAACCUCUACAGCGACUGCGGAACAAAUUUUGUCGGCGCUGACGCCGAACUAAAGCGGCUACUCUCUGGCUGCUUACAAGAAUCACGCAAUCUACAACAUCUGCUAGCCAACGACGGAACUGAAUGGAAGUUCAAUCCUCCUGGAGCUCCACACAUGGGCGGCAAAUGGGAAGCUGCCGUGAAGUCCGUCAAAUUCCACCUCCAACGCACCAUCGCUGACAUGUUACUCACCUACGAGGACUUCUCCACGUUCCUCACUCAGGUUGAAGCUGUACUCAACUCACGUCCUCUCAGCGCUUUCUCUGAGGAUCCCGACGACCUCACAGCACUGACUCCUGGACAUUUCAGAUGA